AUGGAUAGGGUUACAGUGGUGAACUACUGCUUAGGACUCCUGGGUUUGUUACUACUGCAGGGAGUGCUAAAUGUGGAGGGACGGAGCAUAUUUAACCCAGGAAACCAUGUUUAUAAUCUGAAAGAAGACACCGAUCCUCAGAGCAAGAUUCUAGCGCUGUUGCUACACAAGAGCUUAGUUCCUGUUGAAAAGGAUGACCCGCUAGGUCUGGAGCUGGCCAAUAAACUAGCUGAAUUAGAGGAGCUGCGUGCGCUGAGGGAGGACCUGGAGCUGGAGAGGGAUAUCACAGCCAAUUUGGCAGAAGGCAAAUCCAUGACUAAGAAGAGGGGCGAACCUUGCUUCUGGAAGUACUGCGUCUGA
Molecule: messenger RNA, 360 nt
Organism: Pseudoliparis swirei
Lineage: Eukaryota; Metazoa; Chordata; Actinopteri; Perciformes; Liparidae
Gene: uts2d
Product: urotensin 2 domain containing
Exons: 5
Coding region: 1-360 (119 amino acids)
Biological process (GO): regulation of blood pressure; blood vessel diameter maintenance
Cellular component (GO): extracellular region
Molecular function (GO): hormone activity
Source: RefSeq, a predicted model, not a curated record